GUUUCUGGCGGCAGUGAAUAGCGGAAAGGCCGAUCUUCGUGAGGUAUUGAAGACGAAGGAGGCAGGUCAUGCGUUGAUCUCAACGGGACCCCGACUCGUAAACGAAACCCAUCGUUCCAACAAAGUAACGGACACAGAGGAAACGAAAGAACUGAGUUCGGUGCUUCCGGACGGAAGAAUCGUAACGGAAGUUCAGAGGACGACCGAACACGAAGAGGUAAAGGACGACGAGUUACCCGAGGGCGAGCCCGAUCAAAAUCAGCAUCGCGAGAAGCACGAGAGGCUUUACAAGGUGCGGGAUCAGGAGGAUGUGGACUAUGUAGCCGAUGGUGUUAAAAUUGGGCACGAAAUGCGGUUUAAGGCUGAGACUACGGAAGUGGAACGGCGCGGCGAUGGACUUGACGAAACGGACUGGGACUCGCUCAGCGCCCGAGUCAGGCGGCGACAGCAAAAUGGAGGCGUUCGUCAAGUUCAGAGGAUAAAAGGUGUUGAAGGCGGGUUGAUUCCCUCAGCGUCGCCACUGGAUCGAAAGGACGCACUGACCAAGAAGCCUCUCGACUUCGACCAAGAGGAGGAAACGCGCAAAUUGGAGACGUCCAAAUGGCUCGAGCAUCACUUCGGUAGCGAAUCCCGAUCAUCGCGCGAUUCGCUCGAUGACAUUGACGAGGAGAAAGAAGAACCCGUUGCACCCAGAACCAGCUUCUUCAACGUAACCAUUAAGUCGCAACCCACAGUUCAAUCUGAGUAUGUGAGCCGAGUGGAGGAACCCCAAGUGAGCCCGGUCCACGAAAAUGGCUACCACCAUCGCCAAUCGCGCUACUUUCAAGGUGUAUCCGAAUGGUCUGAAAGAGAGCAGCGCAAAUCGCCGGUGAUUAUACGCCCUUCGUCACCCACUUACAUCGUUGAAGACCGAUACCAAAUCACCCCGCCGAGGGAUUACAGGAGUUCGCCCAGUCGCGAAGUCACACCGACGCCGCCACAAAGGAAACGGACACAGGACAGGCCGCAGCGACCCGCGAUACGUACGGAGGACGAGGGAUGGGCGCGUAACGGCAGUAGAACACCUUCGAGAAACGAAAUUUUAGAUGAGCCUCUCGAAGAGCCGCCCCCUGAUUAUUCGCCGGUCAGUCCCCCGAGAGCAGCGACCCCAAAUAAAAAGGCGCAUCAGAAAACUAGGUUCGCCGUUGAUCUACCUCCGGCUAAGGUUAAGAGCGGAAAUAUUAUAGGUCAGUCUAUUCGCAAGUUAGUCGGAAAGAUCAGAUCGGCAAGUGCGGAACGCAAAGCUCGCCAGCAGCAGCAGCGAACGAAAAGGUCACCUUCGCCGUCGUAUAAGCAGGGCCACGUUAUCGAUAACAUACACGAAUCGCAAAACGGCCACCACAUGGAAAACGGCCGACGCGAAAAUUCGCCUGGGCCAGUUCACCGAUACUACCUGGGAGAGGAUCCUUUCGGCGGCAGCAUUUACGGGCGUGAGAAUAAGUACGAUGGGGUAAGACCGGCGCGCUCGACAAGAAAGCAGUACAUACAGCAACCGGAAGAAUAUAGGUCACACAGUACUCUUGGUCGAUUCAGCAAGUCAACAAGUCGCCUAGGCUAUUCAUCAACCCCGGAAAAUCGAAAUUCCCAAACCUUGCCCCGACAUUUGUCAAGACACGAACCGCCCACACGUUUAGAAAAAAACGACCGAUCCAACAGCACAAUCAACGUCUCGUUCAUCAACACAGUUUCCUCCCCAAAUAAGCCCCUAUCAAAUGGAGCACCCGCGAAACCCGUACGAACCUACAAAUCAAAUCUCUCGCGUAGCAAAAGCUUUAACGUCGACUUGGAGUCGCCGUACCGUUCCUCGCACAAAAUGCAGCUCUCCUCACCUUCCGGUUUGAAAAGUCCCGGACUGAUAUCGAGUAUCAGCCGUAGCCAGCGCGAUCUAACCGAAGACGGCAUCGAGUACAAGAGCACAUCCCGUUUUGUAAAAAACGGAGUUAGUGACAAUAAGAGAACGUUCCUAAACGACUUGAAGCAACGCGCCCCCGAACUAUACAAAACUCUGCACGAAGAAGAAAAGCACGAAUCUUGGAGGCAUAACGGCACGACCACACGCCAGCACAACGGCGACAUCUACGAGCCGCCCACGCGACUUCGAGACACGCACGUAGUUAAGAAUUUCAAGGAGAGCUUCGCACCGUCACUCACGCCGACAACCAGGGCUAUUAUAAGACGGGGCAGUAACUCGAGCAAUGACUACUCCGAGACGUACCACACCAGUACGCGUAAUGACGACCCACUAAGACCCACAAUUACAAAUACCGUCCAGAGCUUCAGCAAGAAAACGGUACCGUCAAGAGACGGGAGUAGCUUCCAAACCAUCGAGUCGACAGAGACCAAGUCGAUUACCAAGAGCCGAUAUCGUGAUCCGGGCGUCAAACAAAUUUACUCUUACGAUCGGAGGUUAAACAAUUCAUCCGGACCGGUCGUCAUUGAAGUUAGAAAUAAUUAUAAGUAAUUUAAGCCGUUGACUUUAUUUAUUCUACUUUACUAAGUGUACUGACUGAGCUAUUAUACUGUAAUAGAGCGAUUUUGCUGAUUAAUGUAGGUACCUAUGAGUAAAUAUAGAGUUGCGCUUGCAAAAUGUGUAUACUGCCCUAAUUUGAGGUUCAAUUUGUAAAAAUAUGCCUUAUUUUAUUAAUUAGAUUCAUAUGUGUAUGUAUGUAUAAUAAUUUUGCAAUUAGUCUAAUUAAUUGUUUUUUUACUAGCAGUGCCAAAUAAUACAUAU
Photinus pyralis (common eastern firefly) is the source of this 2770-nucleotide messenger RNA. RefSeq lists its product as uncharacterized. The record is from RefSeq and is a predicted model, not a curated record. Bases 350 to 2500 code for a protein of 716 amino acids. Lineage: Eukaryota; Metazoa; Arthropoda; Insecta; Coleoptera; Lampyridae. The transcript has 5 exons.